AUGAGCACCCUUGAUCGACUCCAUGGCCCCAUCAUAGAUGAGAGGUUCCAUUACCGUCGUCAGAAAGUUGGCAAGAAGAAAGAUGUUGAAGUUGAAGACAUUCUUGACGUGCUGGUUUCUCUUGAGGAUGAAGAUGGACAGCCACUGCUGUCCACUGAUGAGAUUAAAGCACAAAACAGUGGUGACUGGCUUUUUCUGGGAUUCAGUUGGACCAAGCACCCAGGUGUUGGCACUGUCAGUCUGCAGGAGUCGCCUACUAGCCUUGCACUAGCCGCGCCCCUUGUUUUGCAAGCUAAACCACGCUUGGCUGCUCACCUCUACAUGGAAAAUUAA
Miscanthus lutarioriparius is the source of this 333-nucleotide messenger RNA. NCBI's taxonomy places the organism in Eukaryota, Viridiplantae, Streptophyta, Magnoliopsida, Poales, Poaceae. The record is from the annotation of a GenBank genome assembly.